AUGGGGUUACGUGGGAUGUUGCACACAAAGAAAAAAAACCAUCUGCUCUGUGUGCUCAUUGCUCUUUACAUGUUGGCUGGCGCUGCAAUAUUUUCUUCCCUGGAGAGGCCAGCGGAGCUACAGGCCCACCAGCUCUGGGAAAGAAGACUAAGGGACUUCAAUUAUGAGCAUAACAUUAGUUAUAAAGACUUGAAAUCUCUUUUGCGCCGCUAUGAGAAGGCUAUGAUGAGGAGAGCCCUUUGGGACAUCCCAUGUUUCUACUUUGUGGGAACUGUGGUCUCCACCAUUGGAUUCGGCGUGACGGCCCCAUCCACUGUGAUGGGAAAGGUCUUGCUAGUUUUCUAUGGGCUGCUGGGCUGCUGGGCUACCAUACUGUUCUUCAAUCUCUUCCUGGAGAGAGUCGUAGCGUUCCUGAGCUUUCUGACAUUUGGUGGUGCCACAAAAGGAGAACUGGACACAGAGGGAGGAGACAGUGAAGGUAACAGAAAUGAGGAACGGAAACCAUCUGUGUACCAAGUAACGCUCAUCCUUUUUGUUGCUGUCCUGCUGGUUGCAUGUGGGGUUGCUUCCCUCUAUUCAGCCAUGGAGGGCUGGACUUACUUGGAGUUCCUCUACUUCUGCUCUGUGGCAUUCAGCACAGUGGGCUUUGGAGACUUUGUUAGCAGCCAUCUGAUGUAGGUUUUUAAAAUUACAGCCCUUGAAAGUGUGGAAUAUUUUCACUAUUCGCCAAUAUUUAAAUUGACAGCUGAACAAAAAUGUGCUUGAAUAUUUUCGGAGUUGAGGAGCUCCG
Micropterus dolomieu (smallmouth bass) is the source of this 790-nucleotide messenger RNA. It is a transcript of the gene kcnk20, whose product is annotated as potassium channel subfamily K member 13. Lineage: Eukaryota; Metazoa; Chordata; Actinopteri; Centrarchiformes; Centrarchidae. The record is from RefSeq and is a predicted model, not a curated record. Gene Ontology annotation, biological process: potassium ion transmembrane transport; stabilization of membrane potential. Gene Ontology annotation, molecular function: potassium ion leak channel activity. Gene Ontology annotation, cellular component: membrane.